This is a messenger RNA of Humulus lupulus (European hop), 728 nucleotides long. RefSeq names its product signal recognition particle 14 kDa protein-like. Gene Ontology annotation, molecular function: endoplasmic reticulum signal sequence receptor activity; 7S RNA binding. Gene Ontology annotation, cellular component: signal recognition particle, endoplasmic reticulum targeting. The transcript has 4 exons. The record is from RefSeq and is a predicted model, not a curated record. Bases 155 to 517 code for a protein of 120 amino acids. Lineage: Eukaryota; Viridiplantae; Streptophyta; Magnoliopsida; Rosales; Cannabaceae. Gene Ontology annotation, biological process: SRP-dependent cotranslational protein targeting to membrane.
CCCAAAGAUCUUUUAAUUUCUCCAAAUUCAUUCAUCUCUAAGCUUCGCUAACUCCGAAACUCGCUGAAGAAGUGUAGCGUCGAAGAAUUACGCAAACGGUAUCGAUCUGAUUGAGGAAUACAGAUCCCAAUCACAUUGAAAUUCGAACAACGCCAUGGUUCUUUUGCAGUUAGAUCCUUUUCUCAAUGAGCUUACGAGCAUGUUUGAGCGGAGCACCAAGAUAGGCUCUGUUUGGGUAACGCUUAAACGAUCAUCUUUGAAAUCAAAUUUGCAAAAGAAUAAGCUGAAAACUUCCGGAGAAGCCAUCGAAUUUCGAUGCCUUAUUCGCGCAACAGACGGGAAGAAGACGAUUUCUACUUCGGUUGGGGCGAAGGAUCAUAUGCGCUUUCAAGCUUCAUAUGCCACCAUCUUGAAGGCCCACAUGACAGCUCUGAAGAAGAGGGAGAGAAAAGAAAAGAAAAAAGCCGUGGAGACUCAUAAGAAGGAAGCAGGUGUGAAGAAGACCAGGAAGGUGUAAAGAAAGCCUCUGUAAAGACAAUAUAGUGCCUUUUGCCUUCGUCUUACAGUUACACACUAAUCACCCAAAAAAGUAGAAUUCUUUUUUUGUCCAAUUGCACAGGGAUUAAAGCUUCUAUGAUUUUGUUAAACUGCCUUUUUUUUUUGGAUAGAUAUGUUUUCAUUUGAUAUUGAAGCAUUUUGAUGAAGUUUUCUGUAGGAUUUGCAGAAAA